Messenger RNA from Abrus precatorius (Indian licorice), 3203 nucleotides. RefSeq names its product zinc finger CCCH domain-containing protein 30-like. Gene Ontology annotation, molecular function: metal ion binding; protein binding. The record is from RefSeq and is a predicted model, not a curated record. NCBI's taxonomy places the organism in Eukaryota, Viridiplantae, Streptophyta, Magnoliopsida, Fabales, Fabaceae. The coding region runs from base 312 to 2399 and encodes 695 amino acids. The transcript has 2 exons.
AUAGUAAAUGGAGAAAGAAGAAGAGGCACUCUUGCUGGCUCCUCUUUUCUCGCGAAUUUUCUUUCUCUGUCAAACUAUUUUUCUCUCCCACUUCCAGAUUUUCUCGCUAUCCAAACACCCUUAGUCUUAAGCUCCCUUCAGCUACUCUGCUUCCGUUGAGAUCUCUCUCUUUCUCACUGAUGGCUUUUUCUUUUACGGCAAACGAGAACUCUUAAACCUGCUGCAAAUGAAAGCAUUUGGAGAAAUUAAAGCCAGUGCUAUCUCCAACUCUAUUUCUUAUUUUGUGAAGCGCAUCUCAACCCUGAAGCUACAUGAUGAAUCGCUUGACCAUUGAGACUGAAGAUUCAUUUGCAAGUUUGCUUGAGCUUGCAGCUAAUAACAAUGUUGAAGGUUUCAAACGAAUGAUUGAGCGGGAUCCUUCCUGUGUAGAUGAGGUAGGACUAUGGUACAGCCAUCGGAAGGGAUCAAGGCAGAUGGUCAAUGAGCUCAGAACACCAUUGAUGGUUGCUGCUACUUAUGGCAGCAUUGAUGUUAUUAAACUGAUUCUUUCACUUUCGGGUUGUGAUAUUAAUAAACCUUGUGGGCUCGACAAAAGCACUGCCCUUCAUUGUGCAGCAUCAGGCGGGGCUGAGAAUGCUGUAGAGGUUGUUAAACUGCUUCUAGCAGCAGGGGCUGAUCAAAAUUCUGUGGAUGGAAAUGGUCAUCAUCCGAUUGAUGUCAUUGUUGUUCCUCCUAAGCUUGCAUCUUUGAAAAAUAAUCUUGAAGAACUUCUUCAAAUUGAUGAUUCCAUUGCGGUGUGUAAUCUUAGGGUGACCACGGCUCCAUCAAACACAUAUUCUCCACCUUUGUCUGCUUCACCAGAGAAUGGGUCUCCUUCUGCACCAGAUUUACUGUUGAAGUUAAAGCUAAAUGAUGGCCAUGUUUCUUCUGCAUCAGAGAAGAAAGAAUAUCCUGUUGAUCCGUCCCUUCCUGACAUCAAGAAUAGCAUAUAUUCAACUGAUGAAUUCCGAAUGUAUUCUUUCAAGGUUCGACCUUGUUCACGUGCUUAUUCACAUGAUUGGACUGAAUGUCCUUUUGUUCAUCCAGGGGAGAAUGCCCGGAGAAGGGAUCCGAGAAAGUACCAUUACAGCUGUGUCCCUUGUCCUGAUUUUCGGAAGGGUGCUUGCAGACGAGGAGAUAUGUGUGAAUAUGCUCAUGGAGUUUUUGAGUGCUGGCUGCAUCCAGCACAAUAUCGGACUCGUCUUUGCAAGGAUGGGACAAGUUGCUCCAGAAGAGUUUGCUUUUUUGCCCACACUGUUGAGGAACUUCGGCCAUUAUAUGUUUCAACUGGUUCUGCUGUACCAUCACCCCGCUCAAGCACAUCUUCUGCUAUGGAUUUUGCUGCAGCCAUGAGCAUGUUGCCUGGCUCUCCUUCCUCAAUGUCUGUCAUGUCUCCUUCACCAUUCACUCCACCUAUGUCACCCUCUGCUAAUGGCAUGCAACACUCAUCUGUUGCUUGGUCCCAACAAAAUGUCCCAGCGUUGCAUCUGCCAGGGAGUAGUCUUCAUUCCAGUCGUCUGAGAUCUUCCCUCAAUGCCAGAGAUAUUCCUUUGGAUGACUUUGACUUGUUGCCUGAAUAUGACGUUCAGCAACAACAGCUCCUUAAUGAGUUAUCUUACCUCUCUCAACAGUCUAAUACUAUCAACCGCUCUGGCCGCCUGACCCCUUCAAAUCUUGAUGAUAUAUUCUCUUCUGAGAGUUCAUCCCCUCGAUUUUCUGAUCCAGCAUUGGCUUCAGCUGUUUAUUCACCAACACAUAAAUCGGCUGUCCUUAACCAAUUUCAGCAGCAGCAAAGCUUGCUGUCACCUGUGAGCACAAACUUCUCUUCUAAAAAUGUUGACAAUCCCUUAUUGCAGGCCUCUUUUGGGGUUCAAACAUCAGGAAGGAUGUCUCCACGGAAUGUAGAACCUCUUUCUCCAAUGAGCUCUAGGAUUUCUGUGCUGGCUCAACGUGAGAAGCAGCUACAAUUUCGCAGCCUUAGCUCCAGGGAACUUGGCUCCAAUUCUACUACUGUUGCUGCUGCUACUGGUUCUCCUAUCAAUUCUUGGUCAAAGUGGGGACCCUCCAAUGGUACAUUGGAUUGGGCUGUCAAUUCAGAUCAAUUAGGUAAGCUACGUAGAUCAUCGUCAUUUGAGUUUGGGAAUAAUGAAGAGGAGCCUGAUUUGUCAUGGGUCCAGUCACUUGUUAAAGAAUCUCCAUCUGAGGUUAAGGAAAAUUUGGCUGUCUCAAAUGUUGAAGCAGCUGGAUCCUCUGGUGAGGUUUCAAAUACGCGUGCACAAAUGGAGACUGUUGAUCAUGCUGUGUUAAGAGCGAGGCUUGAACAAAUGAAGCUUGAUCAUCUUGUGGCUCAGCAAAAUUAAAAUAGGUCUUGCUGACCCGAGGUAGUCAACAAGAAAAGUUUCAGUAAAUAAAUAUAUAGUGCUUAUUUGAAGUUUUGUUGGUGUUGAUGGAAGAAGAUUAUAGUAACCAUGAAAGGAAGUAGAAAGAGGAAAUUCAUUUUCAAACUUAGUGUUACAAGAGUAACAUAGGAAAGUCAAGAAAACUACGGGGUAGUGUUUAGACAACUGCUCACAGUGUAGGGUUUUUUGGCUGCCAAUAUUUCAAGUCUUAGGUUCACAUUCCUGUAUUUUUUUCCUUCCAUAAUGAGUAAAUGUUCUAUCAAAAUGAAGCUCUAUUCUGAAGUUUAAUCCCUCCUUUUCCUUUUCUUCCUUUCGUUUUUGGGUAGAAAAAGAAAUUACGAGGGUCAUUGGAGUUAUAAUUUACUUAAGACUCCCUAUCGGUCCAGUUUUGGGGGUGAAAAUACAAGAUGCUAGAUGAUAUUUCUCUACGUAAUUUGGAUAACAUAAUAGUGGAUAUGGUAGGGUGGGGGUAAAUUAGAGAUCUUGGAAGAUUGUUACUUCCAUGUGUAGCAUUCAAUUAAAGUUUGUUGCUGUAUGAUUCUAAUUCCUUUCUUAAUCCAACUUGAUCCCGCCAUUACAGUUCCUGAUUGGCAAUUAAAUACUUUAUGCCUUAACUGUUCUGAACUUCCAAAUCCUAUUUAUGGGUUUGGUGCUGUAGAAUACUAGAAUAUGCAUAGAUUUCAAUUAUAUCAAUAUAUUUUCAUGGAUUCUCCCCCUUUCUUUACAUGAUAUGGAGAUUUCAAUUAAUAUUUAUAUAUUUUCAUU